AUGGCGCUCAUAUCAGUCAAGACCAUCUUGACAUCCCUCUGCCUCUUCCAUAUCACCCUAGCCUACUUCUUCUAUACCAAUCCCAAUGCCAUCUCCGAUCAAGCUCUUGUCUACGUGCUAGGCGAAGCCAUGGGCAUGCCCCAGACAACCGCUUUCGCAAACCCCAACGCCGUCUCCUCCCUCCUCGGCGUCUCUCUCCUCGUAACCGGCCUCUCCGACCUACUCACCCUCUCUCUCCCCGAAGAAGUAUGGCUGAUCCACUACUGGGGCUCACAAGCUCCUCUGCGCAUCAUCGUAUUCGCCUCGCUAUCGUUAUUCUCGUAUUUCUCGACGCCGACCGCCGGCCGGUCCGGAGCAAACCGCCUAUCGCACCCACUAACACCCCCCUCCGCAUUCAUCCCCGGCGCCGUAGUUAGCGGCAGCGACGGCCUGCGCAACCGCGUCUUCUUCACGUUUGCCUUCCUCGAGUUUCUUAGCUGGUUUUGGGUCUGGGUCACGCUGAAGGAAGAGUCUGCCACCUUUCUCUCCCGCAAGAAGAGGAGGGGGAGCAGCAGUGGCAGUGGGGUUUUGCGGUAG
This is a messenger RNA of Daldinia childiae, 576 nucleotides long. RefSeq lists its product as uncharacterized. Lineage: Eukaryota; Fungi; Ascomycota; Sordariomycetes; Xylariales; Hypoxylaceae. The record is from RefSeq and is a predicted model, not a curated record. The coding region runs from base 1 to 576 and encodes 191 amino acids. The transcript is spliced from 2 exons.